AUGUACCAGUUGGACGGAUUUGGUGUGAUACGGUGCCCAGUAUGCCGCCAAGAAUGCAGACAGAUAGACCUUGUGGAUAAUUAUUUUGUGAAAGAUACAUCUGAAGCUCCUAGCAGUUCUGAUGAGAAAUCAGAACAGGUCUGCACUAGUUGUGAAGACAAUGCAAGUGCAGUUGGCUUUUGUGUAGAAUGUGGGGAGUGGCUGUGUAAGACAUGUAUUGAAGCACAUCAAAGAGUGAAAUUCACUAAAGAUCACUUGAUCAGGAAGAAAGAAGAUGUCUCAGAGUCUGUUGGAGCAUCUGGUCAGCGCCCUGUUUUCUGCCCUGUACACAAACAAGAACAGUUGAAACUUUUCUGUGAAACAUGUGACAGAUUGACAUGUAGAGACUGUCAGCUAUUGGAACACAAAGAACAUAGGUACCAGUUUUUGGAAGAAGCUUUUCAAAACCAGAAAGGUGCAAUUGAGAAUCUACUAGCUAAGCUUCUUGAGAAGAAGAAUUACGUUCAUUUUGCAGCUACUCAGGUGCAGAAUAGGAUAAAAGAAGUAAAUGAGACUAACAAACGAGUAGAACAGGAAAUAAAAGUGGCCAUUUUCACCCUUAUCAAUGAAAUUAAUAAGAAAGGAAAAUCUCUCUUACAGCAGCUAGAGACUGUUACAAAAGAAAGACAGAUGAAGUUAAUACAGCAGCAGAAUGACAUCACAGGCCUCUCGCGGCAGGUGAAGCAUGUGAUGAACUUUACAAACUGGGCAAUUGCGAGUGGCAGCAGCACAGCCCUCCUGUACAGCAAGCGGCUGAUUACUUUUCAGUUGCGCCAUAUUUUGAAAGCUCGUUGUGAUCCCGUCCCUGCUGCUAAUGGAGCAAUACGUUUUCAUUGUGAUCCCACCUUCUGGGCAAAGAAUGUAGUCAAUUUAGGUAAUCUAGUAAUAGAGAGUAAACCAGCUCCUGGGUAUACUCCUAAUGUUGUAGUUGGGCAAGUUCCUCCAGGGACAAACCACAUUAGUAAAACUCCUGGACAGAUUAACUUAGCACAACUUCGACUCCAACACAUGCAACAACAAGUGUAUGCACAGAAGCAUCAGCAGUUGCAACAGAUGAGGAUACAGCAACCACCUGCCCCUGUAUCAACAACAACAACAACAACACAACAGCACCCACGACAAGCAGCUCCUCAGAUGUUACAACAACAGCCUCCAAGACUGAUCAGUGUGCAAACAAUGCAAAGAAACAACAUGAACUGUGGAGCUUUCCAAGCCCAUCAGAUGAGAUUGGCUCAGAAUGCUGCCCGAAUACCAGGGAUACCCAGGCACAGCGGCCCUCAAUAUUCCAUGAUGCAGCCACACCUCCAAAGACAACACUCAAACCCAGGACAUGCUGGACCCUUUCCUGUUGUGUCAGUGCACAACACCACAAUCAAUCCAACCAGCCCUACUACCGCUACUAUGGCAAGUGCAAAUCGAGGUCCCACCAGCCCAUCUGUUACAGCAAUAGAGUUAAUCCCCUCAGUUACCAACCCAGAAAACCUUCCAUCACUACCAGAUAUUCCACCCAUACAGUUGGAAGAUGCUGGUUCAAGUAGUUUAGAUAAUCUACUAAGUAGAUACAUCUCAGGCAGCCACCUACCCCCACAGCCUACAAGUACCAUGAAUCCCUCUCCAGGUCCCUCUGCCCUAUCUCCAGGAUCAUCAGGUUUAUCCAAUUCUCACACCCCUGUGAGACCCCCUAGUACAUCUAGUACUGGCAGCAGAGGCAGCUGUGGGUCAUCAGGAAGAACUGCUGAGAAGACAAGUCUUAGUUUCAAGUCUGAUCAAGUGAAGGUCAAGCAAGAACCUGGGACUGAAGAUGAAAUAUGUAGCUUUUCAGGAGCCGUGAAGCAAGAGAAGACAGAGGAUGGCAGGAGGAGUGCCUGCAUGUUGAGCAGUCCUGAGAGUAGUUUGACACCACCUCUCUCAACCAACCUGCAUCUAGAGAGUGAGUUGGAUGCAUUACCAGGAGUGGAAAACCAUGUGAAAACUGAGCCUACAGAUACGAAUGAGAGCUGCAAACAGUCAGGGCUCAGCAGCCUUGUUAAUGGAAAGUCUUCAAUUCGAAGCCUCAUGCACAGGUCGGCAAGGAUGGGAGGAGAUGGCAACAGCAAAGAUGAUGACCCAAAUGAAGAUUGGUGUGCUGUCUGCCAAAAUGGAGGGGAUCUCUUGUGCUGUGAAAAAUGUCCAAAGGUCUUUCAUCUAACUUGUCAUGUUCCAACACUUCUUAGCUUUCCAAGUGGGGACUGGAUAUGCACAUUUUGCAGAGAUAUUGGGAAACCAGAAGUUGAAUAUGAUUGCGACAAUUUGCAACAUAGUAAGAAGGGGAAAACUGCACAGGGAUUAAGCCCUGUGGACCAAAGGAAAUGUGAACGUCUUCUGCUUUACCUCUAUUGUCAUGAGUUAAGUAUUGAAUUCCAGGAGCCAGUUCCUGCUUCGAUACCAAACUACUAUAAAAUUAUAAAGAAACCAAUGGAUUUAUCUACCGUGAAAAAGAAGCUGCAGAAAAAACAUUCCCAACACUACCAAGUCCCAGAUGACUUUGUGGCUGACGUCCGUUUGAUCUUCAAGAACUGUGAAAGGUUUAAUGAAAUGAUGAGAGUUGUUCAAGUUUAUGCAGAAACACAAGAGAUUAAUUUGAAGGCUGAUUCAGAAGUAGCUCAGGCAGGGAAAGCAGUUGCGUUGUACUUUGAAGAUAAACUCACAGAGAUCUACUCAGACAGGACCUUCGCACCUUUGCCAGAGUUUGAGCAGGAAGAGGAUGACGGUGAGGUAACUGAGGACUCUGAUGAAGACUUUAUACAGCCCCGCAGAAAACGCCUAAAGUCAGACGACAGACCAAUACAUAUAAAGUAAAAAGACACGAACUUAAACCAAUUGUUUAAAAAGAGAGCGAAAACACUUUUAAGUGUAGCUGGAAAAUUCUGCCUACAGUGGGGGCACCACCUUGAAGAAACUGAUAGCUUUUACACAGUAUUAGAUUGAAACAAUGGACAGAAACCACAUUCUUGUCAAGAAGGGGAGACAACUCUGCACCAUUAAAAGUAAAAAUAAAAAUAAAAGUGAAAUACUUUGAAGAUUUCUGUUACUGAAGAGUUUUGACUGUUAGAAUCGGCAGAUGUUGAUUAUGUGGUAUUGAUUGGUGCAGGAUGCUGGAUGUAUAAAUAAAUACUUGCGGGUCAUGUCACUUGAUAAAUUGUCUCUGUGGACCACAGCGUACAGCUAUUAAACAAUUCUGAUGCCUCUCCCUCCACACAUACACACUGGCUUGUUUUCUAGUUAAAGUUGACAUUUUUGAUGUCAAUACAGAUGUGCAUUAAAUCAUACACUUACAUUUUUUCUCAUUUUGAUGCUGUUGGGCCUUAGUUUUUAUAUUGGUUUAAAGAACUCAACAGUUUUAUUUUUUUGUUCAUACUUGGAGUCUAGGGAACAUGACCAUUGAUCAUUAUUUAAUCAACUUUAAUCGUCUACUGAAAUAAAUAUGGUAACUUUUCAGUAGGAGAUCAUGUAAUUAUAGUAAUCAUUCCCAGAAAACACGUCCACAAAUUGCAUCUCUCAACCAAAUCAUCGGCUCCUAGUUAUUCCCAUGAAAGGCAGAAUGUUGACUAUUGGCCUCGUUUUUGUGUAUUUAGGUUGGAUUGAGGAGGGGAUAGCUGGCUCUGACCCGUCUUCCUUCCUGUCAGUUUCCGAUAGACCACUAUUGGCAAACGGUAAUCUGUCAGCUACCAAAUGUGUAACAUUUUCUGUAUUUCACUUUGUCUUAUUUGUAAAUAGUGAACUAAAACUUCUGGCAGAUCGGCAACAUUUGCUGAGCCUGUUUUUUAAGCUAAUGUGUAUUCUUACUAAUGUUCCUAUCAAGAAUGGAUUUGUAAUAUAUGCUGUCUAUUUCUAAUGUUCACAUUCAUAUUUUGAGGUUCUAUCUUAUUUUAAUAGAGAACAGACUUCUCAGAAAAUCUUCAGAAGCAGCUUAUUAUUAAAAUAUCAAAAUAUUGAAAUAAACCCGGUGGGGUUAGAUUACUCAUCUGUCCACCAAGUGGGACAUUGCAUGGACUGGGGCCUAAAGGACAGAGAAGAGACUUGUAAGUAAAUCCUGAAAAUGAGCCAAUCCCCACUUGAAUGGUUCCUGGAGUAACCCACCUUUAAUCCUGAUUUCAGCACCGAGGCAGGCACACCACCUUGGCUCUGUCUCAUUUUUCUUCUCUUCAUUUGUGAUGCUCAUGUCCAAGAUGUGUGUCUAGACUGUAUACAGGCUUCUCUUUUGUUGGAUUAAAAAUUUUAGUCCUACUUUUGUAUGGACACAUUAGCAUACAAAGUGACCAAAAUAGAAGACUCUCCAUUAGAUAUUUUCAGAUAUCAGAUUUGUGGCAAAUCGUUUGCCUUUUAAAAAAUCCAGCUGAAGCAGUUCAGACAGGUUACUCAGAAAAAUUAUUUGACACAAUUGUCUAAGAGGUAAAUAUUUUUUAGUGCAUAUUGAAUAAAAUAAAGUGCUUUAAAGAAA
Messenger RNA from Myotis lucifugus (little brown bat), 4519 nucleotides. It is a transcript of the gene TRIM33, whose product is annotated as tripartite motif containing 33. Gene Ontology annotation, molecular function: protein binding; zinc ion binding. Lineage: Eukaryota; Metazoa; Chordata; Mammalia; Chiroptera; Vespertilionidae. The record is from RefSeq and is a predicted model, not a curated record. The transcript has 20 exons. The coding region runs from base 1 to 2877 and encodes 958 amino acids.